AUGCGCUCCCCCCUCCACCUCCUCCUCGGCAUCGUCUCUGCCCUCGCCCUCCUCGCCUCAGCCUCCCCCAUCAACACCUCUCUCAACCCCAGCUCCCUCGCCCGUCGCGCCCUUGACUACCAGCAUCCGGUUUACACAGCCGGCGGCCGCUUCGAGUACUGCGGCGAGGUAGCCGUCACUCCGACCCCAGACACCUCGUCCGCCGCCCCCCUCGCCGCCGAUUGCAACCUCAUCGCCGACGAUGUCGGUGCGCGCCAAGGCGCCUACACGUUUGCGGCCGCCGACUUCAAGCACGACGGCUGGGCCUGGGUCGCCGCCAAGGGUACCUGCACGUUUGCCGUCCGCUUCGACACGGCGGCGGCGCGGACAAAGCUGCUCGUCGGCACCAAUGACGUGAGGUUCUACAUCAGUUCGUCGUCGCGGCUGGCGAAGAACGGCAGGCUUGGUGUCAGGGCGGGGGUUACCUGCUUCAACGGCGACGGACAGAAGGGUAUCAUCUGGGGCUUGAUCAGGACGCCUAAAACCGUUUAG
Messenger RNA from Verticillium nonalfalfae, 531 nucleotides. RefSeq lists its product as uncharacterized. The transcript has a single exon. Bases 1 to 531 code for a protein of 176 amino acids. Lineage: Eukaryota; Fungi; Ascomycota; Sordariomycetes; Glomerellales; Plectosphaerellaceae. The record is from RefSeq and is a predicted model, not a curated record.